Camellia sinensis is the source of this 1161-nucleotide messenger RNA. Lineage: Eukaryota; Viridiplantae; Streptophyta; Magnoliopsida; Ericales; Theaceae. The record is from RefSeq and is a predicted model, not a curated record.
GUUUUUGCAUUGAUCCAUGUACACACCGUGUUCGGUGUGGGGAAGCUAGGUGAGUACUAAUCUAGUAACCACAGGGAUUUGCUUGCUGCUAUUCCCCCAUGGUUGUUGUUCAGGACCCUUGAUAGUGCCUUCUUUUAAGAUUAGCUUAUUAACACAUUCAGCUUAUUAUAGUUGUGAGAACUUAUUUUUGGCGCUUUGUUUCAUUACACAUUACAGUGCCAGCAAUUAGGGGAAAGGAUUAUGGCAAGACAAAAAUGCGGUACACAGAUUACACUGAAACAGAGUCGGGUCUCCAGUAUAAGAGUGCAGGACUUGCGACAAGGAAGUGGGCCUACGCCAAAGAUUGGAGAGACAGUAGUGGUUGAUUGGGAUGGUUACACCAUAGGAUACUAUGGCCGCAUAUUUGAAGCUCGAAACAAGACAAAGGGUGGUUCCUUUGAGGGGGAUGACAAGGACUUUUACAAAUUUAGAAUAGGAUAUCAACAGGUGAUACCAGCUUUUGAGGAAGCUAUUUCAGGCAUGGCUCUUGGUGGCAUUAGAAGGAUCAUAGUGCCUCCAGAACUGGGUUACCCUGAUAAUGACUACAACAAGAUGGGGCCAAGACCAACAACAUUUUCAGGCCAGAGGGCCUUGGAUUUUGUGCUGCGAAACCAAGGAUUGAUAGACAAAACUCUUUUGUUUGACAUUGAGCUCAUAAAGAUCAUACCAAACUGAUUGCCUGUCAAUUUCAACUUGCAUUAGUGGGAAUCACCAUCUAAAGCUGAGGAGCUCUUUUACUAUGCAACAAUAAAAUCUCGUCUGAUCAGAAGUUUUAGCUUUGUCUUUCGAUUUUUCAGUUCGAAUUUCAUCCAGGGAGCAGGAAGAUCACAAAUAUGGAGGGUUCCAUUUUCUAAGUGUUAAACAUUUAUAUUAACCUAGACAGAUUCUGCAUGUGGUUUUCUCCAUCUCCCCACCACACACGCAGACACAUUAUUUAUGAACUGAAGCAUGGAUAGAUGCAAAUUGCAAUUUUUUUUUUACGUAGACUGGUAUGUACUACCUCACUUCUUUUCCCUAUUUGUUUUCUGCUUUUUUAGUGGGUAAGUGGUUAGUUUUGUACAAAAUAUAUAGAUAUGUAUACAUAUUACAAUGAUGCUUAAAACACGAUCCCAAGAGUUAACA